AUGUCCGUGCCGAUGACUGGAAUUCUCGCACCUGCACGAGAUCGAGCUGUCCUGCAGCAAGAAAUUUUCGGACCGUUGCUGCCCAUCUUGCCUGUCCGGGAUGUACAGGAGGCUAUUUGCAUCAUCAAUGCCGUCGCUACCAAGCCCUUGAUUGCAUAUUGCUAUACCCAGGAAGGACAGGUUGAGGCAGAAUUUGUCAACAACGUGCCCGCUGGCAACAUUGCCGUAAAUGGAGGGCCUAUGCGCAUGAUCUCCAAUUACGCUGCCAACUUUGGUGGAACAGGGCCAAGUGGCAUGGGUGCCGGCUUCUGGGGGAGGGACGGUCUGAAGGAGUUUUCCAAUCGGAAGCACGUCAUGUGUGGCCGCAACGGGUUCGCAAGGUCGUUCUUUUCCGGUCCGCCACCCCCAGCGUAG
Symbiodinium necroappetens is the source of this 414-nucleotide messenger RNA. Lineage: Eukaryota; Dinophyceae; Suessiales; Symbiodiniaceae. The record is from the annotation of a GenBank genome assembly.